GUUGAAUCUCCGUCGGACAUUUUAUGACUCCCGAGCAUGGACUCUAACUCUCCAGUGUAUUAUAAGAUGCUGGCUGCCUGCCCUCAAUCCAUCUCAUCAUGCUUGCCAUCUGACUACCUUUCUGGACAACCAUACAGUUCGCCAAUCCACUGAUACUGUCUGCUUUUGAAGAUGGCGUUGGACAAUAAACAAACAGGUUCCCCUACCAUGCAGGACCAAUCGUCCAGAGAAGCUUCCCCAGAACGACACUCCAUAGAGAAGCCCCAGUCGAUUCACGAGAACUACGGGGUACAGCGAGCGUCUUCAGACAUCGACGAGAAGAAAUUAGCGCCCGUCCAGUCUGCUCAACCAGUAUACCCAGGAUGGAAGACACUGCUGCCAAUUAUAGUCUCAAUUUACAUGACUUUCUUUCUCAUCGCUUUAGACAAGACGAUCAUUGGUGUUGCUAUACCCAAAAUCACAGAUCAAUUCGAUAGUUUGAACGACAUCGGUUGGUAUGGCAGCUCGUACCUAUUGACCACGGCUGCCACUCAACUGGUCUUCGGCAAGAUCUACCAGUUCUACUCUCCCAAAACCGUAUAUCUCAUCUGUAUCGUCGUCUUCGAGCUUGGCUCGGCAAUUUCUGGAGCCGCACCGAAUUCAGGAGCUCUCAUCGCCGGUCGAGCAAUUUCAGGCCUGGGAGCCUCAGGCAUGCAGAACGGGUCUGUUAUCAUUUUCAUGCACAUCGUACCGCUCCACCGUCAACCCAUCUUCCAGGGCCUCAUGGGCAUGGUCUUCGGAAUCUCGAGUGUCCUGGGCCCUCUCCUCGGUGGCGUCUUCACAGACCAUUUGUCAUGGCGAUGGUGCUUCUACAUUAACCUUCCCAUUGGUGGCGUUGCAUUCGUCGUCAUCUUCUUCAUUAUGAAGCUUGACAUUCAACGCCCGGCAAAGCUCACCAUUCCGCAGCAACUCCUCAAGCUCGACCCCAUUGGCAACGCAUUCUUCGUUCCCGGUAUCGUCUGUCUCCUCCUCGCCCUACAAUGGGGCGGUGGCUCAUACCCGUGGUCCAACCCACGCAUCAUCGCUUUACUUGUCCUUGCCCCGAUCCUCCUCAUCACUUUUAUCGUCUCCCAAUGCAUCCUCGGCGAACGUGCCAUGGUACCUCUACGCAUCGUUCGCCAACGUUCAAUUGCCGCAUCCACUCUCUUCGCAUUCUGUGUUGGCGGUCUUAUGAUUGUCGUCAUAUACUACCUACCUCUCUGGUUCCAAGCCAUUAAGGGCGCAUCUGCUCAGAAGUCCGGCUUCAUGCAAAUCCCCACCAUACUCUCCAUGGUCGUGGCAUCUGUUCUCGGUGGCGUCGCAAUCAAGAAUAUCGGCUACUAUGCGCCAUUCAUGAUUGCAACAUCCGUGCUUACAGCCAUCGGUGCUGGGCUAUUGUCAACGCUCAAUCCCGCUUCGGGGCAUCCGCAGUGGAUCGGAUACCAAUUCAUCUUCGGUUUUGGACUUGGCCUCGGUAUGCAGCAGAGCGCGACCGCAGUGCGAGCCAGUCUAUCCAAGAAGGAUGUCAGUAUUGGCGUGGCGUGUGUAUUCUUCUGCAUGACGCUGGGACAAGCACUCUUCCUCGCAGUUGCACAGAGUAUCUUCCAGUCUCAAUUCAGAUCAAAAUUGAGUGCCAUGACUGGUUUUGAUGUCGCAGCAGUUAUCGGCAGUGGAGCAACAGAAUUCCGACAAAUCGUGCCAGUGCAGAAAUUGCCGGCAGUGCUUGAAGCGUAUAGCGAAAGUGUGACGAACACUUUUUAUAUUCCAGUAGCGGUGGCGUGUUUGAGUAUUGUUGGGAGUGGGUGUGUGGAAUGGAAGAAUAUCAAGCUAGCAGAGAAGCCGAAGGAGGCUAAGGGAAUGGCGGAGGCUUGAUAUGAACUAAAGGCUGCAUUGUAGGCGUUGGCUGUAGCAUAUACUGACUCCACUCAUUUGAGUAAUAUGCUGAUAUGCAUUAAUACAUGAUUGAUGACCA
This is a messenger RNA of Pseudovirgaria hyperparasitica, 1990 nucleotides long. Its product is annotated as MFS general substrate transporter. The coding region runs from base 172 to 1890 and encodes 572 amino acids. Gene Ontology annotation, molecular function: transmembrane transporter activity. Lineage: Eukaryota; Fungi; Ascomycota; Dothideomycetes; Acrospermales; Acrospermaceae. The record is from RefSeq and is a predicted model, not a curated record. The transcript is spliced from 3 exons. Gene Ontology annotation, biological process: transmembrane transport.